Molecule: messenger RNA, 720 nt
Organism: Triticum aestivum (bread wheat)
Lineage: Eukaryota; Viridiplantae; Streptophyta; Magnoliopsida; Poales; Poaceae
Exons: 4
Coding region: 1-720 (239 amino acids)
Source: RefSeq, a predicted model, not a curated record
AUGUGCCUUCUUUCCAGUUCAGUUGCUUUCGAGAAAUUGACACUAGUGUAUUGCCAUGAGUUGAUUUUCCUGGAGAUACCUAGCCUGCUGCAGCGGCUUAGCCACCUGGUUGUCCACGACUGCUUAAAUCUGGAAGUGAUAAAGAAUAAGGCCCCUUAUCUCUACAGUUUUGAAUAUAGUGGUGCCCUGGUACGACUAUCACUUGGUGUUUCAUUGCAAAACCUUGACAUUGAUGCUUCAGGGUGGGACGUUAUUCAUUAUGCUGGUGCCAAACUUCCAUGCAUGGUGCCAAAUCUUGAAGCUCUUAACAUACAUUCGUCUUAUGUGAGGGAUAUACUGGUGGUACCUGGCAAAUUCCUCCACCUCCAGCAUCUGUGUAUUGGGGCAUUUACCCCAGACUAUGAUUAUCUCUCUCUGGUUUCUUUUCUUGAUGCUUGUCCUUCCUUGGAGACUUUCAUAUUGUCUGCAGAGCCGGAUUGCAUGGAGCAAGAAUCAGGUUUAGGAUAUUCUUUUCAUGAUCUAAGGAAGAUGCCAGGACACAUGCAUAGGAACAUCAAGGAUGUGCAGAUCAUUGGUUUUUGUUCUGCGAAGAGCAUGGUUGAGCUGACAUGCCAUAUUCUUGAGAAUUCAAAGCUGCUUAAGUGCCUUAAACUGAGCACCUGUUACAAUGGGAUGCUCGUGGAGCAGGGCAAGGCCGUGUCAGCUGGGAAUAUCAGGUGA